Molecule: messenger RNA, 2658 nt
Organism: Pecten maximus
Lineage: Eukaryota; Metazoa; Mollusca; Bivalvia; Pectinida; Pectinidae
Product: metabotropic glutamate receptor-like
Exons: 8
Coding region: 1-2658 (885 amino acids)
Biological process (GO): G protein-coupled receptor signaling pathway
Cellular component (GO): membrane
Molecular function (GO): adenylate cyclase inhibiting G protein-coupled glutamate receptor activity
Source: RefSeq, a predicted model, not a curated record
AUGCUCGCCUUGAAUGUCAGAAUUAUUGUGAUUGGACAAAUGGGAAAUCAAAAUGGAAGUCACGGGACAGUACAAAGAUCAGAGUCAGCCAAUGAGGUGGAAGUGACAGUACACAGGUCAAAGUCAACCAAUGAGGUGAGAGUAGCGGGCCUGUUUAGCAUAUACAGUGACCCUGAGUGCCUCGAUAUCGAUAUAGCAUCGGUACAGGCACUGGAAUCUGUCUUCUGGAUAUUCGAACAUCUCAACACGCAUCAGUACAUACCUGGUGUGAAACUAGUUUUACAGCCGUAUAAAACUUGUUGUUCCCCACAAAUGUCAAGUCUCCAAACUGCACGUAUUGUGAGUGAGAUAGAUGACAAAGUGCUGAUGGGUGUCAUUGGUCCUGUUACAAGUGCAGAGACGAACAUAAGUUCAGAGUUCUUGAGUUCAUUACCCGCUCGGUACAGACUUCCACAGGUUGUGUACCAGCCGACCUCCUCGCUCUUCACCAACAAGGAUACAUACAGUAACCUUUUAAGGGUUGUUCCUUCUGACAACACACAGGUCAAGACCAUAAUAGCUCUUCUAAAGAGACUAGACUGGAACUACAUAUCUGUGAUCAGGGAGGACGAUAUGUAUGCUAUGAAUGCCACGGAUCACUUAAAGACAUUAGCAAAGUCGGAACAUAUCUCGAGAGAUAUCAGCGAAUUCGCACUUCAUUGGGAGAAGAUCGCCUCUAAUGAGACUUUCUUGAUGGAACGAGCGAUAACAAAUCCCUGGCUGAAUAAGGAGGCUGUUUUGGGAACGGAUCAGUCUAUCUACGUACAAUAUUCCAUUAAGACCGCAUAUGUUAUGGCUAUGGCGUUACGCUCACUACACACCAGUAUGUGUGGAGAAUCAUUCAAUGGAGCAUGUUCAGAUUUCGUUAAUUCUGAUCGUAAUUCUUUGAUUGAUAUCAUGUCUAACUUGACGGUAAAUUUUACCGAUUUUCCUUUCACAAUUUCUUCAUUUGUCAAAGAUGACCUGACGAUCAAAUUUGAUAGAUUUGGAGAAAUUCAACUAGUUUCUGCACAUGUACCGAUGUAUGAAGUGUAUAGAUAUAAGGAAUGUGAUGGAACGACAACGGAAGCAUUAUGUAAAGUCAAGAUAGCAGAUUACACAAACGACACCUUUAGUAUUAACGAGAGCUUACACAAUUUGAGAGGAUAUGGCCAGUGUAGCGGAUCAUGUCUCGAAUGCAUGUCGGAGGAUCUUCCCUCUGAGAUAAUUAACAAACCAGGAGAUUUGAUCGUCGUGGGGUUGAUGCCUAUGCACGACCAGGGUCAAGGAUCCCCACUAACGUGCGGAGACAUUCGUCCGAGUAUCGGACUAGACAUUACAUUGGCAAUCCAAUAUGUUGUGGAGAGUGUGAACAACGCUACCGACAUGUUUCCAGAUAAGACGAUCGGUUACACGAUCAUGGACACCUGUAAUGACCCCUUAGUAACACAGAAAAGAAUACUGGAUAUGUUGUCGACAGACGGAGAAUACAGAAACAAGAUACUCGGUGUUAUAGGCCCUCUAGGCAGUACGGCUACCAUAUCAGCCGCUGGUAUCUUCAGCAGCCUCGGCAUUGUCCAGGUUGGCUGCUGUUCUUCUGCGCAGAUCCUUAGCAACACCAACAUGUACCCUACUUUUCUGCGAGUGUCCACGUCGAUCUACAAACAGGCAGAGCUGAUGGUAAAAUUAGCCAAAAAGAUAGGUACCAACUACAUACAGAUUGUAUAUAGUAAAGGUGAAUUCGGAGCAUCUGGUCGAGACGCUAUUUUACUGUUAGCUCAGGAAUAUAGUAUUUGUGUUGUGGAAAACUCUUUACCAGUUGGUGAAGAUUCUAAUGGAUAUGAUGUACUUCCUCACAUACGUAAGUACCCGGAUGCUCGUGUGGUCAUGUUGUUUCUUCGGUCUCACAAAGCGUCAGUUGUUGCUGAAGCUUUAAAUACUUUCCUCAAAGAUGACGGCUUCAUAUUUAUUGCGUCGGACUCGUGGGGCAAAAGAGAAGACAAUAUUCUGGGAAGGCCGGGAUUGCGUGGCAUGAUAACUAUUUCACAGGAAAUGGGCUACGACUUUGGUUACGAAGAUUAUCUUAUGUCCAUAAAUGUAACAGAAGCACGUUACGAUAACAGUUUCUUAGAGAGGUUUGCAGAAGCAAGGUUGGGAUGCUAUUUUGAAUCGUCUUUUAACAGAUAUGGAAAACCGAAAUGUGUCGAUGAUCACAUGAUACAGCCGGGAACAUUAGAUCCCUGGCACUCAUUUGUCCUCAACGCAGUAUAUGCACUACUGAAAGGAGGCGACAAUGCCUUAAAAGAACGUCCGAUGUUUGCAAAUGAUAUAGACGCUGAAUUCCUUCUUGAUCAUGUUAGGAAAGUGCCCCAGAAAUAUGGAGCUCCGGCUAGAUCUCAGACCUAUAUGUUCGACAAAACAGGAGAUGGGACGGUUGGCUUUCAUAUAUACAAUGUUCAUAUCAAUCAGACUUCAAAUCAACCCAUGUAUGUUAAGGUAGGUCAGUGGUUGGAUGACCUGCUGUUGUUCAAUGACACUAUGCUGGACGAUAAAACCCAAACUUUGGACUCACAGUGUAAAACUCAAGAGGGAUACUGCGCAAAGUGUUUCCAAGGAAAUGACGACCGACUGUAUGUAUAA